GGACAUCGUCACAUUCCUCACAACGCCAGGAACACGUCCUUCUCUCCCUCUCCCUACCUCCUCCCAGGAGUCAUGGUCGGUCGUAUACCCGCGACACCAUCCUGAAUACUGUAGCUAUCCUCCACCAUGGCUGUCUCGUCCUUUGACGCGAUGAACAGCUCACGCCUGCUCUCAUCCUCCGUGUCCUCCCUAUCCGGCAGCCGACAGCAAUCCUCACAGAUCGCCAAAGCCUAUCGACAGGCUGCUCAACUAUUCCUCACGCGUCGCUUGCCCGAGGCUCUCUCAACCAUUCAGCCCAUCAUAACCCCACCGGCCCAGGAGGACGUCAAUGGCUCGUACAAUGGUGAUCUAUCGGGUUUUGCCCCGAUCGCCAAUGCCUCGCGGGGAACCCGGGUCAAGGUGUGGAGCUUCUAUCUGACAUUUCUGAAUGCGGUAGUGGAACUGGGUGCAGAAGAAGGAAAACAUGCAUUCGGAAGCACGACAUGGAAGGCAUUGGUGUCGAAGUGUCGCGAUGGGAGCGUUUGGGAGGAUGUCGUCCGCGACGGAUAUGCCGGUGCCGAGGGAGACGUCGACGCAGAAGUCGUGGUGAACUUGUCAACCCUCCUCCUCACGCAUUCACCAUCACAGAGACUCAACCAGCAGCGCAUGGAGACAUACCUUUCCGCCUCGGCUAAUCCGACCUUCGAUGUGUCUUCUCACAUGCAAUCACCCUCCUACAUGCAGCGAAGACAUAGCCAACACAACAAUGGCACCAGCACACCUCGCGACCUCAACACACGACUGAAGCUGCUCGAGCUCUACACCCUUCACGUCCUGCCGAGGAACGAGGAAUGGGACUACGCUCGCGAGUUCAUUAGCAUGAGUGAGGUCCUCGACGACGAACGCAAGGAAGCAUUCUUGCUUGCCCUGCAUAGUCUGAAAGAAGAGAAGGAGGAGACGGAGAUCCGGGAAGCCAAAUUACGCCAGCAGCAGCAGGAACAGAUGGAACAACGCCGUAAAGAGUCAGAGGCCCGCCGGUUAGAACAGUCACGAGCCGAGGAUGAACGGCGGAAACGGGAAGAGGAGAACAGGCGGCAGCCCAUAGGGUCUGACGAGGUGUUCAGGAAAACGCAGAGCCGCCAGGCGCCAUCACCGGCAUCGUCACGCGCAUCACGUCCAGCCAAAAAGGCGGUCAGUCCGCCUCCGAGUUUCUACCACCGAGCCUCGGCCAUGUUUGCGUCGAUGCAACAAGCGAUAUCGAGCACGGCACAGUCUGUCACCACGAAUCCGAUGGCCUUUUUCCGAUUUGUUCUUUUCCUGUUAGCAUUUGCAUUGGCGUUUGGACGACGAGACCUCCGCGAGCGGAUCAAGCGGACGUUGAGCGAGAUGUGGAUGAAGAUCCGCCGCACCGUCGGCAUGGGAGUCAAGGUGUCUUAUAUUUAAUGUUGGAUGUUGUCCGUCUAUCAGUCUGUUCCUCGAUUGUUUUUCGUUACCGUGACACGCAAGUAUGAAAAAAUGUAAUGCUUCUUGUAUCAUAAUUGGAUAGUUCACACUCUCAAUCUGAGUGUAGAUUUUAAAUAUCAAUAUGUCGAAUUUAUAGUCACC
Molecule: messenger RNA, 1584 nt
Organism: Aaosphaeria arxii CBS 175.79
Lineage: Eukaryota; Fungi; Ascomycota; Dothideomycetes; Pleosporales
Exons: 2
Coding region: 127-1422 (431 amino acids)
Source: RefSeq, a predicted model, not a curated record